AUGGACUUCGAAACAGGAAUGCUUAUAUCAAGAUGUCAGCAAAAGUAUGGCUAUCUAGAGAUGGACAUGCCGUCGAGUAAGACGGUCUUUUGCACGUUCGCUAUAAUUUGGGGUGCGAUACUGCUGGAAGUAUUCUCUAAUGCGAGAUUGACCUGCUGUGGCUUUGAGACUCAUAAAAAGGACGACGAAGAGGCUGUACCAUCUGCUACAGACUCCAGAGUAGAACUAUCUGCUAUGACUGUCCUCGAGCAACCAAAACCGCGAUCUGAGCCACACGUUGAACCGCAGCCGACGCCCAACAGCGAUGACCAGACGAUAAUGGACGCACCACCAGUAGAAGGAAAGCCAACAACGUUUCCCUUCUGCUGUUACGAUAACCCAUCCCCUUCCAUCCGCGCAAAUCGUCUUGCAAGUUCAACCCUCCUUUUCGGUCUCAUCCUCACCGCAUUCAUCAUACGCAUUCGAGAGGCAACAGUGCCACCAGCGAUAAGUGCCAGAUGCUUGCGUCUCCUCAACAUACCUGCCCCACACUGGCACGUCAUCACCAUCCUCAACAUCAUACCCUUCGUAUGCGCUAGUUUCGCAUUCCUCCGGACACUGGUGGAUGGUGUGCUGGUGCGAUGGGGUAAAGGACUCACGUAUAAAUUGAACAAUGGACGUUACUUGUGGACACCUUGUAUGCCAUUUAUGCUGGUAUUUAUUGUUCUCUACGCCGUUGUGGAGUGUAUUAAGAUUCCGAUUGCAUUUUUGAUGGGCCAUCGAGAAGUGUCGCUGUGGACUGCAAAUAGUGUGGAUAAGGGGAAGGGGAGAGCAGUGGAUAUUGAGAUGCAGGAUGAAGAAGCACAGCGUCUCGUUGGUAAUAUGGAUGGACCUGUGGAUGUUGACGAUGAGGAUCUUGAUGGACCGCCGGCUUAUCAUGAGGUGUAUAGUCCCAGAGUGUCGACCGAAAGGAAACAUGCGUUAGACAAAUAA
This is a messenger RNA of Cucurbitaria berberidis CBS 394.84, 972 nucleotides long. RefSeq lists its product as uncharacterized. The transcript has a single exon. The coding region runs from base 1 to 972 and encodes 323 amino acids. The record is from RefSeq and is a predicted model, not a curated record. Lineage: Eukaryota; Fungi; Ascomycota; Dothideomycetes; Pleosporales; Cucurbitariaceae.